AUGAGAUCGUUAUUACACGGAUUGCUAUUUCUGUGUGGUGUGGCACUCGCCUCACUUGUAGAGGUGGAUGACUCGAAUUUUGAAAACCUAGUUUUCGGUCAGCCGGGCAAAUACUCGUUUGUUUACUUCUACGCUCCCGGAUGUAAACAUUGUCAGGAACUGGAACCCCAUUUCGAACCGCUAGUGGACUUAUAUGAGGGCACUAGUCUGCAAAUAUUUAAGAUUAAUGGCCGUACGAACAAGAGAAUCCGUGACAAGUACAAACUUUUCGGGUAUCCCACACUCAAACUCUUUUCUGCCCAAGGAGAUGAUAUCGGAGCGUACACAGGUAUUCGGACUACCUCAAAGAUGAUCGAAUAUCUCGAAGAUGCGACGGGUAUUCAUCCCAUAUACCCACCAAGAACCGUUGUCGACGUAUCACCGGAGAAUAUCGACCAAGAAGUGUUUGAGAAAUUACAAAACGACGUUAUGCUCGUUUUUUACGCUCCGUGGGUCGAGCGUUGGGAGAAUGCUCACAACUCUUUUUACGAAAGGUUAGCUCAGUAUUACAAAAAUGAGGUGAAAGAUGGAACACUAUUCAGAGCGGUAGAUGUUUCCAAGGCCGAAAACAACGCUUUGCUGGCACAAUUCAAGGUUGCAAAGUAUCCUACUCUUUUCUAUUUCCCUAAAAAUCGUCAAGACAAUGAUAAACCGUUCAGAUUGGAUCACGACGUGGGUCCAGAGGAAAUUGUUGAGAUGCUAAUGGGAUCGGAUGCGGGGCAAAGAGAAUUUUCAUUGGUAAGCAGCUUGGACUUUACUGAGGUUGAGGAAGAGACCAAGGACGCCGAUGUGGACGUACAAUAUCGCGAUCUUUGA
Ogataea parapolymorpha DL-1 is the source of this 855-nucleotide messenger RNA. RefSeq lists its product as uncharacterized. Gene Ontology annotation, molecular function: protein disulfide isomerase activity. Gene Ontology annotation, cellular component: endoplasmic reticulum. The record is from RefSeq and is a predicted model, not a curated record. Lineage: Eukaryota; Fungi; Ascomycota; Pichiomycetes; Pichiales; Pichiaceae. Gene Ontology annotation, biological process: protein folding. The transcript has a single exon. The coding region runs from base 1 to 855 and encodes 284 amino acids.